AGAAGCCCAGCGGCUGCUGAACCCUGCCCCAGGCACCCUGGGUGCCCCGCCCGGCCGGCGGUGCGUCUUUCUGCUCGCAGAACGUUCUGGAAGUUUGGUAAACCCUGAGCAGUCUCUGAGGACCUGGUGAGCAGAUUGUUGCACCAUUAGAAGCUAGGUUGAUCUACAGACAGACAGAUGGCUGAAAGUGGAAACGAAAAAAUAAAAUGGACAACCACCAUUAUUAUUAGCUCAUCUCUUAAGAGUUAUGAAGUUGCAACUGCCCUAGAAAAUCGAAGCCACAAAGUUCGAUAUUCAGAUUCAGUGGAAAAUGGAUCAAUUAUAUUUUCUCUUUCUGGAGUUGCAUUUUUAUUAAUGGAUACUAAGGAAUGUAUUCUGUCAACCGAAGAAAUAUUUCUAGCCAGAAUUGAGAAAUUUAUUAACAUUCACCAAAAUAGUUUUUUGGUUUUGUCUGCUGCCCUCCAUGGGCCUGAAGAAUGGAAAUUGAUGUUCAGAAUUCAGCAGAGAUUCCUGGGUCGUAACUUACGAAUACUUCCAGUACACAACACAGUAAAUGCUAUUAAUCUUAUGUGCACUAUAGCAAAGACUACCUCCAAACCAUACAUAGAUAGCAUUUGCUACAGAAUGAUAACAGCUAAAGCUUACAUCAUUGAGCAAAGUCCUGUUUGGAAAACACUUCAGAAGAUACAACUGAAUAGUGAUUCAGUUAACCCAAAUUAGAGUACCAACUUAAUGCUCUUCUCAAAGAAUGUGAAAAUAAUUAGACCUGUUAAAUUAUAAUCAAAUAUCUAUUUAAAGACAUAUUAAUUUGAAAUAAUAACAUGUAUACAAUUAAGUGAUUUUAUUUUAGGA
Molecule: messenger RNA, 852 nt
Organism: Rhinopithecus roxellana (golden snub-nosed monkey)
Lineage: Eukaryota; Metazoa; Chordata; Mammalia; Primates; Cercopithecidae
Gene: C8H1orf146
Product: chromosome 8 C1orf146 homolog
Exons: 6
Coding region: 178-720 (180 amino acids)
Biological process (GO): synaptonemal complex assembly; reciprocal meiotic recombination
Cellular component (GO): chromosome
Source: RefSeq, a predicted model, not a curated record